This is a messenger RNA of Prunus armeniaca (apricot), 432 nucleotides long. The record is from the annotation of a GenBank genome assembly. NCBI's taxonomy places the organism in Eukaryota, Viridiplantae, Streptophyta, Magnoliopsida, Rosales, Rosaceae.
AUGGCGAGCCUAUGGCGAGCCGCGACGGGCCAGACGGAGAAGCCCAACGACUACGACGGAGUGGAGUUCUGGUUAAACCCUGAACGCACCGGCUGGUUGACCAAGCAAGGCGAGUACAUAAAGACGUGGCGUCGCCGGUGGUUCGUGCUCAAGCAAGGCAAGCUCUUCUGGUUCAAGGACUCAACCGUCACCCGCGGCUCCAGCCCACGUGGCGUGAUCCCAGUGGCUUCCUGCCUCACAGUAAAGGGAGCCGAGGACGUCCUCAACAAGCAGUACGCGUUCGAGCUGUCCACGCGCUCCGACACCAUGUACUUCAUCGCCGACUCGGAGAAGGAGAAGGAGGACUGGAUCAACUCGAUCGGACGGUCCAUAGUGCAGCACUCGAGGUCCGUCACCGACUCCGAGGUCGUCGAUUACGAUAGCAACAAGUGA